AUGCCUCUUUGCGGCGGUUCCACCAAGACAAUCCAGCGUAAGAUCGUCAUUCUCGGCGACGGUGCGUGUGGUAAAACUUCGCUUUUGAAUGUCUUCACCAGAGGCUAUUUUCCACAGGUAUACGAGCCUACCGUGUUUGAAAACUAUGUCCAUGAUAUCUUCAUUGACGGCCAGCAAGUCCAGCUAUCGCUCUGGGAUACUGCGGGCCAGGAGGAGUUUGACCGUUUAAGAGCAUUAUCGUAUGCUGAUACACAUUGCAUUAUGUUGUGUUUCUCUAUAGACUCUCAGGACUCGUUGGAGAAUGUCCAGCUGAAAUGGGUCGGUGAGAUUGCCGACCACUGUGAAGGCGUCAAGCUAGUGCUUGUGGCUUUAAAGUGUGACUUGCGAAACCAUGAAGAGGACCAGGCUGAAGAGGAUGUGUACCAGUCGCAGAGUCCGUAUAAUCAGAACAAACGCUUGAUUUCGUAUGACGAGGGCCUUAGCGUGGCCAAGAAGGUCGGUGCGUUGCGGUACUUGGAGUGUUCGGCAAAGAAAAACAGAGGAGUGAACGAAGCCUUUUCCGAGGCUGCCAGAUGUGCUCUCAACGCUAGACCAAAGGGAGCUAACGAUAACGAGCCCGAGAAGAAGGGCUGUGUAAUUAUGUGA
Messenger RNA from Candidozyma haemuli, 645 nucleotides. RefSeq names its product Rho family GTPase (gene RHO3). Bases 1 to 645 code for a protein of 214 amino acids. Gene Ontology annotation, biological process: small GTPase-mediated signal transduction. Gene Ontology annotation, molecular function: GTP binding; GTPase activity. The transcript is spliced from 2 exons. NCBI's taxonomy places the organism in Eukaryota, Fungi, Ascomycota, Pichiomycetes, Serinales, Metschnikowiaceae. The record is from RefSeq and is a predicted model, not a curated record.